AGCUGACGCUUGGUAGUCGUUGCAGACAGUUGUGCGGUCCCGUGACAAAUUUCAUUGGAACUUUCUACGGCCAGGAAAGACUGAUGUUUCCUGCUUCUCUGACUUGACAGACGCUGUUUUUGGGCAGCGAGAAAACACACUUUCAGUUUUGGAAGUUUGAAGAUUUCUACCCGGAGGAGUAGGAGAGAGAUGUUCGAUGUUGUGUCGGUUUAGACAGUGAAGUGAAACAUCCUGAGCGGAUCAACAUCGAUGAACAUCAGAACACUGUACGGUACGUGAUGUUCACGUAAACGUCACCGUGUUCCCUGUUUGAUAACCCAGACCCACGCAGUGACCCAGGAUGGAGAUGGGUCAGUGGCACACUUGAAGUCUUACCCUGAGGAGGACACAUUACUCUCUGACCUUGCACCUUUAAAUGCCGAGAGCCCCCAAGAUGGAGGAGCAAUGCAGUCACCCCAGUGUCAGCAUCCCCUGCCACAACGAGCAGAGGGACAAGAAGAAGCGAUUCACAGUUUAUAAAGUGAUAGUUAACGUUGGACAGCAGGAGUGGUUCGUCUUCAGGCGUUACGCAGAGUUUGAUAAACUCUACAACAUAUUAAGGAAACAGUUUCCAUCUAUGAACUUAAAAAUUCCUGCCAAGAGGAUAUUCGGGGACAAUUUUGACCCUGAGUUCAUCAAGCAGAGAAGAGCUGGUCUACAUGAGUUCAUAAAGCGGCUCGUCUCACAUCCUCAGCUUUGCAACCAACCAGACGUGAGGACCUUUCUACUGAUGGACAAAAUGCAGCAGUUUUCAGAUGCCUCUGAGGACGAGGAUGACAAAAACAACUCUACCUCCAGAAACAUAAACCUGGGACCCUCUGGAAACCCACACGCUAAGCCCACAGACUUUGACUUCUUGAAAGUCAUAGGAAAGGGAAGUUUUGGAAAGGUUUUCCUUGCAAAACGUAAAAACGAUGGGAAGUAUUAUGCAGUCAAGGUCUUACAGAAAAAGGUCAUUCUCAACAGAAAAGAGCAAAAACACAUCAUGGCGGAGCGCAACGUUCUGCUGAAGAACGUGAAACAUCCUUUCCUGGUCGGGCUUCAUUAUUCCUUCCAGACAACGGACAAGUUGUACUUCGUCCUGGAUUUCGUCAAUGGAGGAGAACUUUUCUUCCAUCUUCAAAAAGAGCGGACCUUUCCAGAGCCAAGAGCAAAGUUCUACAUCGCUGAGAUGGCCAGUGCGCUGGGAUACCUGCACUCUCUCAACAUUGUUUACAGAGACUUGAAGCCAGAAAACAUCCUCCUCGACCAUGAAGGGCAUAUCAUUUUGACCGACUUUGGAUUGUGCAAGGAAGGCAUUUCCCAGACAGACACCACCAUGACAUUUUGUGGAACACCUGAGUACUUGGCUCCAGAAGUCCUGAGGAAACAGCCGUACGAUAACACGGUGGAUUGGUGGUGUCUGGGUUCAGUGCUGUAUGAAAUGCUCUUCGGUCUGCCGCCGUUCUACAGCAGGGACACACAUGAAAUGUAUGACAACAUCCUCCACAAGCCGCUGGCGAUGCGUCCCGGUGCAUCCAGCACAGCCUGGUCUCUCCUCCAGGCUCUGCUGGAGAAAGAUGGCACGCACAGGCUGGGCUCCAGAGAUGACUUUAAUGAGAUCAAAGCACACUGUUUCUUUUCCUCCAUUAACUGGGAUGACCUUGAACAGAAGAGGAUCCCUCCCCCGUUUACACCCAAUGUGAGCUCUUACUGUGAUAUCUCAAACUUCGAUCCUGAGUUCACCGAAGAGAUGGUCCCCAACUCCAUCUGCUGGUCUCACGAUCACUCCAUCGUUAACGCCAGUGUAAUGGAGGCAGACGACGCCUUUGUGGGCUUUUCUUACGCCCCGCCUUCUGAUGACUCUUUCCUAUGAAACAUUCCCAGUGAGAUCCUCACUCGCCUUAACUGUCAUAACUUCUUUUGACUAAAGGGAAGAACUUAUACCAUGGAUGAACUUGUUCUAUGAAGCCAAAGCAAGCAGCUGAGAGGACACAGCACUUACAUUGAUUUUGGAUGGAACAACAUGUGCCAGAAAAUCUUUAUAUUUUACAAUUUUGUAUUUAUAUAAAUACAUAAAUAUAUCAAUAAUUGCAUAACAGAUGAUAUUUUUAAGAAUAAAGGACAGCCAUUGUCUAUAAUUCUGGUAGUUUCUGGUUGAGCCUUUAACUUUAAAGCCUUCAAAUUAUCCCUGAAAUGAAAUCAACGCAGUUUACUGAGAAACUUGAAAUACUCACCGGACUUCUAAUCACACCAUUCCACAGUAAGAUUAAAGUGUGUUAGUCCAUGUAAUUAUUGUAAAAUUAAUUAAUGUAUCAUAUUCAUUAUAACUAAACUGGAAAUAGGGAACUACUUGAGCGACCACUAAAUAGAUUAUUAUGGUUUAUAGGUCACAUUUGUAUAAAAAAGUCUGCUUCUACAGUUACCUGUCAGAUUGUUGUGGAUUGUUUUUUAUUGGAUUGUGUGUUUUUUUCUAUUCAUUGCCUUCAUUUACAGAAUUUGUAAAAAUCCACAGUGCUUUGACUUUCCUUGCAUUUUAACAGGCCUGUACUCCUGCACAGUAAUAAACACAUAAAAGAAAAGUA
Molecule: messenger RNA, 2603 nt
Organism: Notolabrus celidotus (New Zealand spotty)
Lineage: Eukaryota; Metazoa; Chordata; Actinopteri; Labriformes; Labridae
Gene: sgk3
Product: serum/glucocorticoid regulated kinase family member 3
Exons: 17
Coding region: 416-1894 (492 amino acids)
Biological process (GO): protein phosphorylation
Molecular function (GO): phosphatidylinositol binding; protein serine/threonine kinase activity; ATP binding
Source: RefSeq, a predicted model, not a curated record